This is a messenger RNA of Juglans regia (Persian walnut), 1895 nucleotides long. RefSeq names its product protein disulfide-isomerase-like. Gene Ontology annotation, biological process: response to endoplasmic reticulum stress; protein folding. Gene Ontology annotation, molecular function: protein disulfide isomerase activity. The record is from RefSeq and is a predicted model, not a curated record. NCBI's taxonomy places the organism in Eukaryota, Viridiplantae, Streptophyta, Magnoliopsida, Fagales, Juglandaceae. Gene Ontology annotation, cellular component: endoplasmic reticulum. The transcript is spliced from 11 exons. The coding region runs from base 208 to 1683 and encodes 491 amino acids.
GAAAUCUCAACAACGUUGUUAAUGGCUUUCAGCGCGUGUACGAUGGGAAAUCGCAUCGCAUCCCUGACAGCAACACCUGCCAUGCUUAUAUCUGCUUAUCAAGUUUGCCGAUCUCAUGCACACGGACUACUCGUCGAUUUACUAUGUACCACGAGAAAGAGCGUACACAGCACACAACAGUGACUAUAAUACCAGAGAGCUGCGAGCAUGGAUUCUAGGUUUUGGGCCUGCUUGUUCUUCAUGCUGGUGCCCUUUCUGUGCAACGCUACAUUGGUCUCUGCCGGAGAGCACGUGCUCACGUUGGGUCACUCAAACUUCACUGAAACUGUCUCCAAACAUAAUUUCAUUGUCGUUGAGUUCUAUGCUCCAUGGUGUGGCCCUUGUAUGAAGCUUUCCCCUGAGUAUGAAAAAGCUGCGUCCAUUUUGAGUAGCCAUGACCCUCCAGUCAUUCUGGCAAAAGUAGAUGCAAGUCAUGAAGCAAACGAGGAACUUGCAAGUGAAUAUGAGAUCACGCAUAUCCCUACAGUCAAGAUUUUAAGAAAUGGAGGAAAGAAUUUGCAAGAAUACAAAGGGCCUCGUGAAGCUGAUGGUAUAGUAGCUUACUUAGAAAAGGAAGUUGCUCCUGCUUCAGCUGAAAUAAAAUCUUUGGAAGAUGCUACUAGUGUCAUUGAUGAAAACAAGAUCUCCAUAGUUGGAAUCUUUACAGAAUUCUCUGGGGAGGAAUUCAAUAACUUCACAGCCCUAGCAGAAAAAUUGCGUUCUGACUUUGAUUUUGGUCACACUUUGUAUCCCAAACUCCUGCCAAGAGGGGAAUCUUCAGUGAAUGGACCAACAGUGAGAUUACUAAAGCCAUUUGAUGAGCGUUCUGUUGAUUUCCAGGAUUUUCAUGUGGAUGCUUUGGAGAAGUUUGUUGAAGAAGCCAGUGUGCCUACUGUGACUCUUUUCAACAAGGACCCAAGUAACCAUCCAUUUGUUAUCAAGUUCUUCAACAGUCCUAAUGCCAAGGCGAUGCUGUUUUUGAAUUUCAGUAGUGAACUUGUUGAUGGUUUUAAGUCAAAAUUCUAUGAUUUGGCUGUGCGCUACAAAGGUAAUGGCAUAAGCUUUCUAAUUGGUGACAUUGAGGCAAGCCAAGGGCCAUUCCAGUACUUUAGACUCAAAGAUGAACAGGUACCUCUUAUCUUCAUAUUAAACAAUGAUGGUCAGAAAUACCUUAAAUCAAACUUGGAGCCUGACCAUAUUGGACCUUGGUUGAAGGAAUAUAAGGAUGGAAACUUACAACCAUUUAUGAACUCAGAGCCCAUUCCCGAAACUAAUAAUGAACCUGUGAAGGUGAUUGUUGCUGAUAGCCUCCAUGACCUGGUUAUUAACUCUGGAAAGAACGUUCUGCUAGAGUUUUAUGCACCUUGGUGUGGAGACUGUGAGAAACUGGCUCCAAUUUUGGAUGAAGUUGCAGUCUCAUUUGAAAAUGAUGCCAACAUGAUCAUUGCAAAGCUGGAUGCAACUGCAAAUGACAUCCCAACUCAUAUCUUUGAGGUACAUGGUUACCCAACUUUGUACUUUAAAUCUGCCAGUGGCAAAUUUGUUAAGUAUGAUGGGAAUGGAUCAAAGGAGGACAUCAUUGAUUUUAUUCGGAAUAAUCGCGAGAACAGUAUCCAACCAGAGACGGUGAAGGAUGAACUGUGAUUAUGUAGUGCUUCCAAACAAUCAAGAUGCUUGGUAUGGAGGAUUUUACCCGAGAAAAUUGAAAGCCUUUAUAAUCUUUUUAACUGUUGGAUCAAAAUAAGAGAUGAUUGACAGUCUCAUGUGGUGCUUGUAGUUCAGUUUUGCAGAUAGUUUCCUUUGCAGUGACAUCUUGUACGUACUUUUUCUCCAAAUACAUAUUUUAGAGUCGUUUA